CUAACCCCCCUUGCCAAGCUUCGGCGCGUGCAAGCUUCCCACGAACCCCGGCCGCCACCAUGGCCGACGUCGACAUGGACGAGCUCCCACAGACCCCGCGCUCCGCCGCCGGGGACGACGACCUCUCCAUGUUCUCCGGCGAGCCGGACCUCGCGGCGGCCAUCCUUGCCCGCCUCGGCGGCUCGCCGCGGGAGGACGACCAGCACCUCUGCGCCACCGCCGCCGCCAUGGCGCAGGCCGUGAACGACCGCGGCGUCGCCGCCACCACCGUCGCCUACUUCGCAGCCGCCUCCGCCGCGCUGGCCCCGCUCGCGCGCGCGGGGCCCGGGGCCGCCGACCGCCACGUCGCGGGCGCGCUCCUCGCCUUCCUCUCCGCGGCGGUGCCCGCGCUCCCGCCCGCCGUCGUGCGUGCCCGCGGCCGGGAGGUCGCGGACGACGUGGCGCGCGUGCUCGAGUUCCCUUCCACGCCCGACUCCGGCGUCAGGGCGGGGAUCAGGUGCCUCGCGCAUUUGAUAUCCGCGGGAGAUAAGGCCAGCUGGGAGGCAGUGGAGCCGCUAUACGCUGUGGUUCUACGGCUCGUUACCGAUCACCGGCCAAAGGUGCGAAAGCAAUCUCAUGCUUGCUUGCGAGACAUUCUCUUAAGUUUCCAGAGACAAGCUGUUUUGGUUCCGGCGAGCGAAGGAAUAGCAAGAUGUUUUGAACGAUUUUUGCUGCUUGCUGGAGGAUCCAAUGAUGUAAAUACAGGUUCAGCAGCAGAAGGACCAAAGGGGGCUAAGGAGGUCUUGUAUAUUUUGAAUGCUCUGAAGUGCUGUCUUCCUCUGAUGGCAUCCAAGCCUUCCAAUACAAUUUUAAAGUAUUUUAAAGCACUUUUGGGUCUCCAUCAACCAAUUUUGACAAGGAACAUAUUGGAGAUUCUUCAUGCUGUUGGUGACAGUCCAACUCUACAGCUUAAGCCUGAUGUGCUAUUGGAUCUUAUGUGCUCUUUGGGGUUAUCGGUCUCCACAGAAAGAAAAUCAGGAGAUGAACUGGCUUCAAUUGCACAGCUUCUAAAUAUUGGCACUAGGAAAGUUUACAGUCAGAAUAAGAACAUAUUUAUUGUAAAGCUCCCGUUAGUAUUUACUUCGCUUGCAGAUAUACUGGCAAGUGAAUUUGAAGAAGCAAGGUUUUCUGCUGUGGAAACUUUCAAAGGAUUAAUAGAUAAUUGCAUUGAUGAGAACUUGGUGUCCCGUGGCAUUACCCAGAUUAAGGCUAGACGUCAAGGGUUGAAGUCUGAUCCCACCGUCAUAGAGAAGAUAUGUGUUAUCCUAGAGGGCCUGCUAGAUGUCCGCUACAGUGAUGUCUGGGACAAAUCAUUUCAUGUAAUUUCAGUGGCAUUUGACAAGUUGGGUGAGUCUUCAUCUGACCUAUUGCCAGAAGCACUUAGGAACUUGGCAGAUAUGCAGAACUUGUCAGAUGAUGACUUUUCUUUCCGGAAGCAGCUCAAUGCAUGUCUUGGUUCAGCAGUUGCUGCAAUGGGACCAAAGAAUGUCCUUGAUAUUCUACACAUUCAGUCAAUUUGUGAUGAAAAUGAAUGGAUUCUACCUAUCUUCGAAAGGCACAUUAUUGGUGCUAGUUUGCAAUUUUUCUUGAGAGAUAUUCUAGGCAUUGUUAGAGCUGUGGAGAAGACUAUUCCCAAGCUUUUAAAAGACGACAAGCUUUUCUCCGCCAAGAGAGCAGAAGGUUAUGUGUAUUCGCUUUGGUCUUUGUUACCAUCAUGUUGCAACUAUCCAUGUGAUACUUCAAGCAAUUUCGGAGUUCUACAGAAUGUUCUAUGUGACACUCUCCAGAACCAGCCUGACUUACGCGGUAUCAUUUGUUCCAGUAUUCAGAUUUUAAUUAAACAAAACAAGGAAGCUUUGUCGGCCACUAAAGGCGAUGAUAUUCUUGUUGAUGAUGAAGCAAGCAAAUCGGAAAAAAGAGCGAAGGAGCGCUAUACCAAAGGGAUAGCAGAAGAAAACUUGAAAGCGAUUCAGGCUUUCUCUUCAAAGUUUUUGGAACUAUUAUGUUCUAUAUUCUUGUCAUCCUCCAAGGACUCUAUUGGAUUCUUACAGCCUGCGAUAAGUGAGAUAGCAUCCAUAUCAGACAAAGACGUAGUUGGCAAGUUCUUCCUUGAUGCAAUGAGGAAGUUGCUGGAUGCGACAAAGGCUGUCAAUGCACAGCAAGUGGAUGACAGUUCAAUGCAGAUUGAAGACGGUUCUAAUACAAAUAACAUGACGAGGGCUCUCCGUUUGGACUUUGCCGCUUCUUUAUUGCCUGGAUUAGCUGCAAAGUCUAUCAAUGUGCUAUUCAGUUAUGUAAAACCUGCAAUUAAGGAUAGUGACUCGUUGGUUCAAAAAAGAGCAUACAAGGUUCUCUCAAUGCUACUUAAGGAUGCUGAAUUUCUUGAAAGAAAUUUAGAUGUCCUGUUGGAUUUGAUGAUUUCAUCGUUGCCAUGUCAGUUUCCAUCGAAACGGUACAGGCUUGAAUGCCUCCACCACCUUAUUGUUUACAUUUUGAAGGAUCCAUCUAAGCUUAGGAAGAGGGAAAUUGUCAGUUCAUUCCUCACUGAAAUACUUCUCGCCUUAAAGGAGGCCAACAAGAAAACCAGAAACAGAGCUUAUGAUGUGCUUAUUGAAAUUGGCCGUGCUUGUGAAGAUGCUGAAAAUGAUGGGAGGAAGGACAGCUUGUACCAGUUCUUUGACAUGGUAGCUGGUGGUCUGGCUGCUCAAACUCCACAUGCGAUUAGUGCUGCUGUGACUGGGUUAGCUCGCUUGACCUAUGAGUUCUCAGAUCUUAUUGGAGUAGCGUACAAGCUGCUCCCUUCAACUUUUCUGCUUAUGCAGAGGAACAACCGAGAACUUGUCAAAGCCAACUUAGGUUUUAUCAAAGCAUUAGUUGCUAAAUCUAAAGCUGAUGUGUUAGACGAGCACUUGAAGGGAGUCGUUGAGGGUCUGCUGAGCUGGCAAAGUGAUAAGAAGAAUUCUUUAAAAGCGAAGGUUAAGUCACUCGUGGAAAUUCUCGUGAAGAAAUGCGGUUUAGAUGCGGUGAAGGCUGUGAUGCCCGAAGAACAUAUGAAAUUGCUGACCAAUAUCAGAAAGAUUAAUGAGCGGAAAAUGCGCAAGGGAAAUUCGUCUGAGGAUGGGGAGGCCAUGUCGCUGACCUCACGAGCUACAAGGCAAAGUGGGUGGAAUCACACACAGAUGUUUUCAGAUUUUGGAAGUGAUGAGGAUGACUCUAAUGGUGCCUUUUCCAAGCAGCAUACCGUUACUUCUCGUCAAGGAUCAAAAGCUUCAACACGGUAUAACCGGAAGCGCCAAGAUAAGAACUUAAUGGAAAAGUUCAUUGACCACUCGACCGGCGAGCCCCUGGAUUUACUUGAUCAGAAGACAAUGAGGCUGGCUCUCAAAUCGACAGUGCCAGGAAGAAAGAGGGCUGCACCCGAUGACGAUGACGAUGAGAUGGAGUUGGACCCUGAAGGUCGUAUAAUUGUGCGUGACGAACAUGAAAGACGUAAAAAGAAGCCCGUCUCCCAUGACGACGAGCCUGAUGACAAGAGCUCCGUCAGAAGCCAGUCGAUGAAGAGGAGGAAAACGGCAGACUCCGGUUGGUCCUACACUGGCCAUGAUUAUACCAGCAAGAAGGCCGGUGGUGAUCUGAAGAAGAAAGACAAGAUGGAACCAUAUGCUUACUGGCCACUAGAUCGGAAGCUGCUCAACCGCAGGUCGGACCGCAAGGCGUCUGCGCGCAAGGGCAUGGCCAGUGUCAUGAAGAUGACGAAAAGGCUUGAAGGGAAGAGCGCUUCUGGUGUCCUUGCAGCUAAGAAGGCGCAAAAACGCAAACAGAAAAAGAACAAGUAAGAGAGUAGUGGAAAUUAGGGAUAGGAAAAGCUUUUGGUAUAUGAGCUGACCAGUGGCGUCGGAUCAAAAUUUUGUUGCUGUAUAGCGUGAGUUGGCACUUGUAGUUUGCGCCUGUUGUGGCCUAUUUAUCAGGGUAUUUUUUUUCUGCGACGGUUUACUGGACGCACUAUACCAUUUUUGGUAUUUCAAUACCAUCGUUGUUACUAUUUGUAUUA
Messenger RNA from Brachypodium distachyon (stiff brome), 4090 nucleotides. Its product is annotated as RRP12-like protein. The record is from RefSeq and is a predicted model, not a curated record. The transcript has 19 exons. Lineage: Eukaryota; Viridiplantae; Streptophyta; Magnoliopsida; Poales; Poaceae. Bases 60 to 3875 code for a protein of 1271 amino acids.